UGUGACCAAGUGAAACCAUCAUGCUCUCAGUGUAUCCGGGCCAAAGUCGAGUGUCCAGGGUAUCGCAGCGCGCUCGAGUACAAUUUCCGUGAUCAAAGUCAAGAUGUUAUCCGCAAGGCGCAGCGUCAAGCACAAAAAGAGUCUGAAGCCAUUAUUCACAAGAGGCCGACUAAUGGCACUCGCUUCUUAGAUGCUGACUCACGGGCACUUUCGUCAACCCUCUCGCAUCCAAUGGAAGAACUGGCCAGGGGCUAUAUCUUUACUAAUUACAUCUCUCGAGGCAAUAGAGGGGCAUAUAUGCCCUAUCUGUCAACUUUGAUCAAGCAUCUGGAGAACUUGGCAGUGAAUGAUGCUCUCUCAGCGGCCGGCAUGGCAGCCUUGUCAAACAUUUAUAUGUCCCCCCAGUUGAUGUCUACCGCUCGUAAGUAUUAUAUGUCGGCGUUGUCGCAGACUGGCCGCACCCUCCGUACCGCGACCCUGUGCAAGAAGGACGGGACGUUGGCCGCAGUCGUACUCCUGGGUAUGUUCGAGUUGAUGACAUGUAGUGAUGAGCUGUUUCUCACUCGGUGGAUGAAACACCUCGAUGGCGCAGCCACCUUGAUUGAAGCUCGGGGCCCAGAGCAAUUGACUCGUCCAGAAGGGCUAGAAUUAUUCAGUCAAUUACGCGCUCAGAUUAUCCUUAGUCAUAUCUAUCGACAAAAGUACACCUCGCCAAUUAUUGGUCAACUGAGCAUGGAGGCAGCAACAUAUCGCUCUGGAGACGACGCCACUGUGGACCGGCUUAGCAGCGUAACUAUUCAGCUCGGCAAUCUAUGUGCAGCCAUCAAAGAUGGAACAAUCAACCAGCCUGCUGAGAUUCUACGCGCUGCACUACAGCUGGAUGCAGAGUUCAUGUCGAUCAUGUCCACCAUACCCGCUUCAUGGAACUACGAAACUGUCAACGUUGCCCUAGCUCGUGGAGAGCCUACAGUUGACUCUAUCUGGGGGGCUCAGCACCAUACUUACAGGAACUUGACUGUGAGCAGCUUUUGGAAUAACUAUCGAUCUGCUAGGUUAGUGCUCCGCGAGUUGAUCGUUGAGGCGGCCGGCAGCAUCAAAGAGCUGUCUUCGGAUGAUACCAACGGCCAAGAAGCGGACAAAUUGGUGAGCGAAAGCCGCGAAAUCUCGCGCCGAUUGGUCGACGAUAUAUGUGCCAGCGUGCCAUUUCACCUCGGUACGAUGGUAGACGACAGUCACCUGAGCAAACUCUUUAGUAAUACUGCUACAGAAAGCUCACCAUUUCCGGAUAAUCAUCACGAAUUUGGAUCCCCUUUUCUCUCAUCCGCAUCUUCCCCAUUUGGGGUUCCAGCGGCGGGCGGUUUUACCAUCAUGUGGCCGUUGUUGAUUGCCGCGAACUCCGGUUACGCCUCGAAGCAACGUCGGCAAUGGAUUACGGAUUGUCUGGCGAAGAUUGGCCAUUCCAUGGGGAUCCGCCAAGCUCUGGCGAUGGCGCAACUGCUGCAAGACGGUGUAGAUUCACGAGCUUGGUUAUCUUCCAGGUAUAGACCGGCCGUGAGUGGUCAGGAGUACAGCGGAACGAUUGAUGAAGCUGAAGCAGAGUAG
Messenger RNA from Aspergillus ibericus CBS 121593, 1602 nucleotides. RefSeq names its product Zn(II)2Cys6 transcription factor. The transcript is spliced from 3 exons. Gene Ontology annotation, biological process: regulation of DNA-templated transcription. Gene Ontology annotation, molecular function: DNA-binding transcription factor activity, RNA polymerase II-specific; zinc ion binding. NCBI's taxonomy places the organism in Eukaryota, Fungi, Ascomycota, Eurotiomycetes, Eurotiales, Aspergillaceae. The annotation marks the transcript as partial. The record is from RefSeq and is a predicted model, not a curated record.